UUUACUACGCUCACGUCUGUUCAAAGAUUUCAUUCAACAAUCAGGUACUACUUGCAGUCCAUGGACUAUGAAUUACAAAAGCCGAAAUUUGUAAGAAAAAAAAACAAAAAGUACGAAUGUGAGUGCGCAACUGCAACUGCGCUUGUGUAAGUCGUGCACUGUGCUGCAGCGAUACCUGUCCUUUUGUUCCGGGUUCUGUUGUUUUGUUUCUAGUUUCUACCCGGCGCCUGUCAGUCCAUUACCAUCUUCCAAACUUCCAUUCAAUCGUGGAUUUCUAGUACAGGAUGGGAUUUAUAUUUUACGUUUCGUUGACAACUUAACGUUUUAUUGUUCAUCGAGGAGAAAUAAAUAUAAUGGCUAGAGUAAAAUAUUCUAAGAAAACAUCGCCGCCACGUUUUGGUUUAAAGAAGACCGUAUGCGUAAUUCUACCGAGGGUAGAUGUAAACGAAUUCCUUAGAGAAAGAAGAAGACGAAGCUUGACUACUCAAAAUGUAGCAGUACCUUCAGCAGCUCCUACAGCUAGUAGCUGUUCAUCGUCGGCGGCAGUUCAAACUACCGCUGUUAAAAUUGCGAGAAGAAGAUUCAGAGUAAAAAAAGAACCUCCUUGUAUUUUUCAUUCGCAAGUUGAUAUCAAUAAUGACGAUUCUGCGAUUGAAGAAAUCCCAGCAGUGCUGGGCGAACCAGUUCCUCAAGGGUCGAGCAUUUGCCUGCACGAAAUCACGCGAUCAAUGUGCUACAUGUGCAGUCCUCGGCACCAUGGUAUACCGGCUGCAGAGGAUAAAUCAGAGAUUUGGAACGAGAUCAGUGGCAGUUCAACGGCGAAUGGGAGCGGAUAUCGGAGCUGGCACACUCCUACUCCAUUCAUUUCUACCAGAGCAACAUCGUCGCCUCAGCCAGCCAUUCAGCCGACGCCGACACCGUUGCCGCCGCUCAUUCCACCAAACAUCAGUACUCUGAACAGUACAGCUGAUGUUGGUGUCGGAACAGAUGAGAUCCAGAUCCCUACACAAACUAGAGACCAGUCCACCCAAACUGUACGGUAUUUUUCGUGCAAGCAUUGUCUGGCUUUGUUCACGGAUGUGGGUCAUUUAAUUCAUCAUAAAUCGGUACAUCAGAAGAUGUUCGAAUGCGCCUUCUGUCCGGGCAAUUUUGCUUCGAAGAACGACCUGAAAAAUCACAUGAAAAUGCACAUGCUUCCAAAAUAUUACGACUGCGUGUACUGCCCUCAGGCAUUCACUAAGAAGCAUGAUAUUCGGGAGCAUUUGACGCUACAUGCGGAGCAGAAGCAAUUUCAUUGCCAGUUGUGUCCUGCUACUUUCAAACAGAAACAAAAUUUGAGAAACCACGAGCAGUCUCAUAAUGUGAGCAAAUUUAUCCACGUGUUCAAGAAGGUAGAUGAUGGCGAACCUGCGAAAAAAUCAUCCCCGGUUAAAUCGGUUGCAUCUAGUUCAAAUUCGCCAGGAGGAACGAAAUCGGUGGCGUGUGGUUCUACUGCGCCAGGAGGAACGAAAUCGGUGGCGUCUGGUUCUACUGCGCCAGGAGGAACGAAAUCGGUGGCGUCUGGUUCUACUGCGCCAGGAGGAGUGAGAUCGGUGUCAUCCAUUUUCUCCAACCAGAACAGAUCGGCGAUAUCUUCGUACUUGGAGUUAUCCUCAAUUCGAGAUACCAGUCCAGCUGUAACUCAGCCUUUGGUGACUAAUACAACUGCUGCUUCACAAGCAAAUGAAACUGAGCGAUUUUCGAGCAGUAUGGGUAAUUUCUUUCAAUGCCAGCAUUGUCCUAUAUCAUUCAAGCUGUUUCGUGGAUUGAAGAACCAUAAUAUCUGCCAUACGCGUAAAUCAGGCAAAUAUGUUUGCACAUCAUGUGGUGGAAAAUUUAUGAAGAAAAUUAGCCUGGCAAUGCACAGGAGAUUUUCCCAUCCAAUUCCAAUCAGUAUGUAAUUUUUAUUUGUAUUAUUACCUAGCUAAUUUUGUACAUAGCGAUGUAUUUUAGGUGAGUAUGUGUAGGCUGAGUCGAGUACCUACCUAUUCAAAUUUCGUUUUUAAUGAUUUAACUUAUUUUCUAUGCUUAAUUUGGGCAAUUCAUUCUGUCGUUUUUGGCGUAUUUUUUCGUUGAUAGGAGAUAAUUUUAAGCAAUAUUUUUGUUUAGCUGAUGAAACAUAAUUUUGGCGAGUACCUAUUUUAUAUUAUUAAUAAUUUCAUGUGUUGUGUCUUGUGUUUGGGUAAGUAGGUAGGUAGGUAGAUAGGUAGGUACCAAAAAUUUUCAAAAAUGUGCUAUUCAUGUUCCAUAAAAGUCGGCAAAUAAGUCUCUUUAUUGAGACUAGCUAAUUAAUGAAUAUCUAAUUAAUUCUACCUACCUACCGCUUAUUUUGAAUUUUGAAUAAUCUUUUGUUUUAAAUUAUUUGUGAUGGCAAAAUGAAUUUUCAUUUUACUAUCUUUGUGUUUUAUUUUUAACCAUUGAGUAUUUACUCAAGUGAGUUUUGAUUUUUGAAUAAUUGUCUAUCAAUUUUUGCGGUGAAUUUUUUACCUACUUAGGUGCUGCUUAUUUUGUAUUUUGAUGCGUCUUCUUAAUUUUACAGCAAUAUGAAUUUUAUGUUUCAAUAAUCUGUGUUUUAAACUACAUAUUUUGUAAUCACAAAAUUAAUUUUUAUUUUUAUUCCUUCGUGUGUUAUUUUCAACCAUUGAGUAUUUUGUAUUUUACUCCAGUGAGUUUUGUUUUGAUUAAUUGACUAUCUAGUUUUAAGUUAUGUAAUGUAUAUUGGAUUUUAUCAAAUCCAUGUCAUUUCCACCACCUAUUCUUUUACAAUUUGAUGUAUUUUUUUCUGUUCUUUGAGUAUAUUGAUCAUAUUAUUGAUUGUUGCCAUGCUUAUAAGCAUCGAAUACUUACCCCUUCCUUUGUGAGAUUUUCAUUCAUCGAAGAAAAUACUGCUUAAGUGACUACAGAUGUCCGAUCAAUUCUGCCAAGAUAUUUCGUAUAAAAGAAACUGUCAUGUGUAUGUUGUUUUUUUUUUUUUGAUAUUUCGCAAUUUUCUGUGUGUAUAUGCUUUUCAGUUUAUUAUAUUGUAAUUUAUUUAUGUUCAUUGAAAAUAAAUUGAAAAUAAGUAGGGAUA
This is a messenger RNA of Planococcus citri (citrus mealybug), 3109 nucleotides long. Its product is annotated as gastrula zinc finger protein XlCGF26.1-like. The record is from RefSeq and is a predicted model, not a curated record. NCBI's taxonomy places the organism in Eukaryota, Metazoa, Arthropoda, Insecta, Hemiptera, Pseudococcidae. Gene Ontology annotation, biological process: regulation of transcription by RNA polymerase II. The transcript has 5 exons. Gene Ontology annotation, molecular function: DNA-binding transcription factor activity, RNA polymerase II-specific; RNA polymerase II cis-regulatory region sequence-specific DNA binding. Bases 354 to 1940 code for a protein of 528 amino acids.